AUGUCCAUGUACCAGUCGCUGAUCCCUGCCGACGCGCGUCGUGCGGAGUGCGAGCGUGUGUGCCGCGAGCACCCCGAGCAGCUGCCGGUGGUGGUCGAGUCGGCCAACUCGAGCCACGUCCGCUUCCUCGCCGUUCCGCGCGACGCCACCGUGGCGGACCUCGAGGCUGAGGUGCGCCAGACGCUGGGGACGGCAAACAAGAAGGUGGCGCUGGCGAUCGAGGGCUCCAGUCCUGCUUCGACGACGGUGCUGGGCGACAUCUUCGACGCCUUCAAGCAGGUCGACGGCUUCCUCUACGUCUCGUGCACGCGCGAGUCGGCGAUGGGCGCCAGGGAUAUUUGCUGUUUUGGCAACACGGGCAAGUAUUUUGCGGAUAUCGAGAAUAACCCAAACCUGCUUGGCUCCCUGUAA
This is a messenger RNA of Leishmania mexicana MHOM/GT/2001/U1103, 411 nucleotides long. Its product is annotated as putative ATG8/AUT7/APG8/PAZ2. The record is from RefSeq and is a predicted model, not a curated record. The transcript has a single exon. Lineage: Eukaryota; Euglenozoa; Kinetoplastea; Trypanosomatida; Trypanosomatidae. The coding region runs from base 1 to 411 and encodes 136 amino acids.